Pseudomassariella vexata is the source of this 534-nucleotide messenger RNA. RefSeq lists its product as uncharacterized. The transcript has a single exon. NCBI's taxonomy places the organism in Eukaryota, Fungi, Ascomycota, Sordariomycetes, Amphisphaeriales, Pseudomassariaceae. The record is from RefSeq and is a predicted model, not a curated record. Bases 1 to 534 code for a protein of 177 amino acids.
AUGACCGUCAAUAAUAUCCUCUCCUAUGUCGCAAAUGCAUCUACAAGCGCACCUACAAGCGCAGCCCCACCUGGUCCACCACCUCAACCCAACUCAACAACACCAACAGCAUUUAUUUCCACCUCCGACCACGAACGCUUCAAGACAAGGCAAUCAAUACACAGCCCCAACGAAGACUAUAUCUCCUCCCAGUACAGCUACCAAGCCCCUAACAACGUCAAUCCCACCGAUGAUACGCAUGAAUACCGUAACCAAUGGACUGGGGCUGCGAUACCCGCCGACCUCGCUAUGCGCGAUAGCUUCACGCCUUCGUAUAAGAGACAGGGAAGCUGUGAUGUGCUUACGCCGCCUGCAACAAGUAGGACGGAUGCAAGGGCGAAUAUUCUGACAACGUUGAGGCCGAGAGGGGAAGCGGAAGUGGUCCGGGUGGGUAUGGAAGGAUUGCUUCAGAUGAGGGUGAGGUGGAAGAUAGCAAAGAAAGACGAAGGAAAAAAAGUAAUGCCUCCGUUAAUGACAUUAAGUCAUAGGCCAUGA